Messenger RNA from Telopea speciosissima, 7223 nucleotides. Its product is annotated as protein virilizer homolog. Gene Ontology annotation, molecular function: RNA binding. The transcript is spliced from 28 exons. NCBI's taxonomy places the organism in Eukaryota, Viridiplantae, Streptophyta, Magnoliopsida, Proteales, Proteaceae. The record is from RefSeq and is a predicted model, not a curated record. The coding region runs from base 91 to 6885 and encodes 2264 amino acids. Gene Ontology annotation, cellular component: RNA N6-methyladenosine methyltransferase complex.
UCUGGGAGAUUAGCCCUUGUCUUCUUCGUGUCUUUUUCCUAUAUCCGCGGAAAACAACGGUGCUUUAAGAGUAUUGGAAGAGUUCAAGAGAUGGGUCGUCCGGAGCCUUGUGUUUUGUUUGCGCACACCUUCGUUCAUCCCCAACUCGAUGAAUAUGUCGACGAGGUAAUAUUUGCAGAACCAGUUGUCAUAAGUGCUUGUGAAUUCCUUGAACAGAACGCCUCAUCGGCUUCCCAAGUAAUAACGCUUAUUGGGGCCACUUCACCUCCUUCGUUUGCUUUGGAGAUCUUUGUUCAAUGUGAAGGGGAGGCCAGGUUUAGACGCCUUUGCCUGCCUUUUCUAUAUUCUCAUUCUUCAUCAAAUGUGCUAGAAGUUGAGGCUGUAGUGACAAACCAUUUAGUUGUAAGGGGCAGCUUCCGUAGCCUUACCUUGGUCAUCUAUGGCAACACUGCAGAGGAUUUGGGACAGUUCAUAGAAGUCGAUUUUGAUAGCUCUUUAGCAAACCUUGUUUCUUCGCCUUCUGAAGGAAAGCUUGAGGAUCUCCCUCCUGUGAUACAUUCAACAAAGUUGGCAUUUGAGGAGUCUAUAUCCUCACUAAAAUCACUAUGUUUACCAAUUGCUGAGCCAGAUAUUUCUGUUGAAAUAAGGCAGUUUGUGACAUUGGUUCUAAAGGUCUUUGAGUUGUCAGAUCUUGGUGAUGCGAGUGAAAAAAUUGCAGAUAUUGUUGUAUCAGCUGUGUCUUCUUAUGUCAGUAAUGAUUUGCAUGGCACAAAAAUUACGUUAAAUCAAUAUAAGCAGGUUUGCUCCAGAAAUUGUCAAGAAAAAUCCCAAUGUGUUCUUACUGAGGCUAGAAGUGAGCUUCUUCAACUCUUUAAAUUGCUUCAACAUGGUUCAGGGAACUUGUUAGCCGAAAUAUUGGGAGAUGAAAUUAUUUUUGAAUCUGAAGGUGAUUUGGCUACUCCUGAUUUGUUAACUGAGGUGUUAGAAAAAUAUUUUUGUGUGAAAAAGAGAUCUGCAGUUACUGCACUCCCACUGCUUUCUCAGGGCAAGAAGAUGAUUGUAGUAUUGUCCAUUGUUCUUCUCUUGUGCUCUGGGAGGGAGAGUUGUUUUCAUUUUGUCAAUGGUGGUGGAAUGGAGCAGCUUGAACAUGUUUUCCAUCUUGAGAUACAAAAAUCAACAGCUUUUACAUUAUUGGUACUUGGAGUUGUUGAGCGGGCUACUCGACAUGCCAUUGGAUGUGAAGGAUUUCUGGGUUGGUGGCCUCGUGAAGAUGAGAAUGUCCCAGCUGGCAAUAGUGAAGGUUAUAACCACAUAUUGAAGUUAUUACUGCAAAAGCAGCGCCAUGAUGUUGCUUCUCUUGCCACUUACAUUCUGCAUCGCUUGCGCUCAUAUGAAGUUGCAUCCAGAUAUGAGUCUGCAGUACUAUCUGUCCUGGGAGGUUUGACUACCACUGGUCGUGUUACAAAUGUUAUCUUGAGUAUGCUUAUCAGUGCCAGGUCUCAGCUUAAAAGUCUCACGAAAUUGCUAAACUCACGUGGUCCAAUUGAAGAUCCUUCGCCUAUGGCUUGUGCGAGGAGAUCAUUAAUUCUUGGUCAGAUUGAUGGACUGUUAUCAUACAAAGCAACUAUUGACUUGAUUGCAUCAUCCAGGUGUUGCUUUUCCUGUUGGGAUGUUGAUCCACAUUUGCUAUCGCUUCUCAAGGAGAGAGGUUUUCUUCCUCUAUCAGCUGCAUUGUUGUCAUCUGCCAUUUUGCGUUCAGAAAAAGGACAUGCCAUGGACAUAUUUGUGGACAUUGCAUCAUCAAUUGAAGCUAUACUUCUUUCGCUUCUUUUUUGUCAUUCAGGUUUAGUUUUCCUACUCCUUCAGCCUGAAGUUACCGCAACUGUAAUUCUGUCACUUGUGGGUGUUGAAGAUAUGAAUAAAGAGGACUGUAUCCCUCUUCGAUAUGCAUCAGUUUUGAUAUCCAAGGGUUUCUAUUGUCGCCCACAGGAAGUUGGAAUGAUUUGUGAGAUGCACUUGAGGGUGGUAAAUGCUAUAGAUCGUCUACUUACAUCAACUCUUCACUCUGAAGAAUUUUUGUGGGUUCUCUGGGAACUAUGUUCUCUUUCCAGGUUUGAUUGCGGACGUCAGGCUUUGUUGUCUCUGGGGCAAUUUCCUGAGGCAAUUUCAGUGUUAUUGGAAGCAUUACGUUCUGUCAAGGAAUUGGAGCCAGUGACUCUGACUAGUGGUGCUUCAUCACUUAAUCUUGUGAUCUUUCACUCAAUUGCGGAACUUUUUGAAGUCAUUGUUACUGACUCAACUUCAUCUUCUCUGGCUUCUUGGAUCGAACAUGGUUUGGAGCUUCAUAAAGUUUUGCAUUCAUCUUCCCCUGGGUCCAAUAGAAAAGAUGCUCCUACGAGGUUGUUGGAAUGGAUAGAUGCUGCUGUAGUUUAUCAGAAAAACGGUGCUGUUGGUCUUCUACGCUAUGCUGCAGUUUUAGCUUCUGGGGGAGAUGCUCAUCUAACUUCAACAAGUGUUCUAGUAUCAGAUUCUAUGGAUGUUGAGAAUGUUGUUGGAGAUUCUGCCAGUGGUUCUGAUGUUCACGUUGUGGAGAAUCUGCUUGGGAAACUAGUUGCUGACAGACAUUUUGAUGGAGUUGCUCUUCGUGACUCUUCUGUAACACAGCUGACGACAGCAUUUCGAAUUUUGGCAUUCAUUGCAGAAAAUUCGGCUGUUGCUGCGGCUCUUUACGAAGAAGGUGCUGUAACACUUACAUAUGUAGUUCUGGUCAACUGUAAAUUCAUGCUUGAGAGAUCUGCCAAUACCUAUGAUUACCUUGUGGAUGAAGGUGCAGAAUGCAAUUCUACAUCAGAUCUACUUUUGGAACGGAAUCGUGAGCAAACCCUUGUUGAUCUUCUCAUUCCUUCUCUUGUUCUGCUGAUGACACUUCUGCAAAAACUACAGGAGGCUAAGGAGCAGCAUAGGAAUAAAAAGCUACUAAAUGCACUUUUGCAAUUGCAUCGAGAAGUAAGUUCAAAGUUAGCAGCAUGUGCAACUGAUUUAUCAUGUCCUUAUCCUGGUUCUGCAUUUGGUUUGGGAGCUGUCUGUCAUCUUAUUGCGUCAGCUCUUGCCUGCUGGCCGGUAUUUGGUUGGACUCCUGGCCUAUUUCAUUGCCUCCUUGAGAGUGUUCAAGUGACUUCCUCUCUAGCCUUGGGUCCAAAGGAAGCCUGCAGCUUGCUAUGCCUUCUGAGUGAUCUAUUUCCAGAAGAAGGUAUCUGGCUUUGGAAGAAUGGAAUUCCCUCAUUGAGUGCUGUCCGAACAUUGGCUAUUGGGACACUGUUAGGACCUGAAAAGGAAAGACAAGUUGGCUGGUACUUACAGCCUGAGCACCUGGAAACCCUACAUAGCCGAUUGAUGCCACUGCUUGACAAAAUUGCCCAGAUUAUUCUACAUUUUGCCUUUACUACAUUGGUGGUCAUACAAGACAUGCUUCGUGUUUUAAUAAUCCGCAUUGCUUGCCAAAGAGCUGAAAGUGCUGCUAUUCUGCUGAGACCCAUAAUUUCAUGGAUACACGAUCAUAUUUCUGAAUCAUCUCCUUUUUCUGACAUGGACAUUUUCAAGGUUUACAGAUUACUUGAUUUUCUUGCUAGCUUAUUGGAGCAUCCACAAGCCAAGUCAUUGUUGUUGAAAGAAGGUGUUGUUAGGAUACUGAUAAAAGCACUUGAGACGUGCUUUGACACAUUGGGUUCGGAUGGCAAGCUAUUCUCAGAAGGUAGAAGUUCCACUAGUAGUGGAGGAGCCACCCUGCAUAGUUGGUGCCUACCGGUGUUCAAGUCCUUUGCACUGAUUUUUGAUUCUCGGCCAACUCUACACCGCUCUGGAGUGUAUGACAAGGACAGCCUAGAGCGAUUGAUCACUGAAGAGUGUUCCUUAAUUUUGCUUCAAGUGCUUAAGUUCUGUCAGGUUCUACCAGUUGGAAGGGAAUUAGUUGCUUGUUUAACAACUUUUAAAGAAUUAGCUUCUUUCUGUGAGGGUAGAAGUGCUUUUAUGUCCAGUUCUGCACAGCUCCGAGCUACUUUUGAGAAUCUUGAACCAAUGAGAAAUGAAGGCGAUGCAAAUGAUACUCUCCUCGAUGAAUCUGGUUCGAUUAGGCAUCCACCUCUAUUGUAUUGUUGCAGAAACUUAUUGAGAUCAAUUGAUGGCAGGGAUGGUCUGUUUCCCUAUGCUAUUGAUGCUGCAAGGGAAUUGUUUUCAGGUGCUCUAUUUCUCUGCAUGGAAGGUAAAAAUUUUAACAUGGAGAGAGUUGCUGUAUUGAAAUGCCUUUUUGGGCUUCGUCAUGACUUUGACGGCACUGAUGAUUUUCCCCAAAAGAAAUCCAAGGAUUUAGAGGCACUGAUAAUUCUGUUAAACACAAGGUUUAAUGAGGAUGAAAGAUUAGUUGCUUCAAAUCUAAAAACCACUUUAUUGCAGACUGUGGAAUACGCAAAAUCAAUAUUGUCAUUGCUGCAGAAGCCUAUUGGCUCAUUCAAGGUGGAUGAUAUCUGUUCUGGUGAAUGUUUUCCUCCAUCAACAACUGAUGUUGUAGUACAUUCAAAAAUACUUUCACCUCAUCUGUUGUUUCCUUCUCUAACAAUGAAGAGCGUUUUGAGUGAUGAAGUUGGGUCAUCGCUGCCACGGAUGAGGAAGUCUGACAGUAAUGCUGAAAAGGUUGAGGAUUGCUUUUCUGGGGGAUUUGCAGACAAGUUUCUCUGGGAAUGUCCCGAUUCUUCAUCUGAUAGACUGCCAGCUCUUCCUGUAAAGAGGAAAAUUGCAUCAAUAGAAGGCUCCAAUAGGCGUUCCAGGGUUGAAGGUUCAGGUUCAGAGGUCAUUGGCCCGAAUGCAUUUUUGCGGGGAUUGGGGCUUCCAGCUGCCUCUUCUGGUCCUACUCGCAGGGAUACCUUUCGACAACGCAAGCCAAACACCAGCAGGCCACCUUCUAUGCAUGUGGAUGACUAUGUUGCCAGAGAAAGAAAUGCAGAUGGUAUAAGUAGCACCUCAAAUGUUGUAGGCUCAAUACAGCGUGGAGGAUCAACCAGUGGUAGGCCUCCAUCAAUUCAUGUUGAUGAAUUUAUGGCAAGACAGAGAGAGCGUCAAAAUCCAGCAAUUAUAGCAGUUGGGGAGCCAGCGGCACCAAACAAAAAUGCACCUCCUGAGAAUGAAAUUGAUUCUGAGAAGUUCAAUAGAUCUCAGCAGUUGAAAGCAGAUCUUGAUGAUGAUCUGCAGGAAAUAAAUAUUGUGUUUGAUGACGAGGAGACAGAAUUGGAUGAUAGAUUAUCAUUUCCCCAGCCAGAUGAUAAUUUGCAGCCUGCCCCAGUCAUAACUGAAGAAAAUUCCCCCCAUUCAAUUGUUGAAGAGACUGAAAGUACUGUAAAUGAAAAUAUUCAGUUUUCUCACCAAGGUACACCCCCAACAUCCAAUGUUGAUGAAAAUACACGAAGUGAGUUUUCUUCUGCGAGGUCAGUUUCACGAUCUGAGAUGCGAUUGAGUUGGGAAACGAGUGUUUCUUCAGUUAGGUACAUGGGGCCAAAUGGGGAGAAACCAUUUUUCCAGGAGCAAUCUGAUGAGACAAAAAAUACUGUUCCGGUUAUGCCUUCUGGUGGGUUCAAUUCUGCUGCAACAGCAAACAUGUCCGGAUUUCCUACACCUUUCUAUAAUAAAGGCUCUCCAUCUGUGCAAUUACUAGGUGAUUCUAGGGCACCACCGCAUACUUUCUAUCAGAGGGACAGUCCUCAACAACCUCUUAACACUACUUCAGCAACUGGAUCUCAAUCAUCUUAUGAACAGAAACCACUGCUGAAUCAACCCCCACUACCUCCAUUGCCCCUUCCACCAAUAGUCUCCAUACCCUCGCUGACAGCUGAACCUCUUCAAAGUCAUUCUUCUCCAUUUGGUCACUCUAUGAGAGAUCUGCUGCCACCACUUUCAACAGGAUAUCCUUUGCAAGCAUUUGAUGGUAGUGGCCUCAAUGCUGUACCAACUUUCCAUGAUUCAAAGUAUUUGUGGGCUUCUGCAUCUUCUUCAAGUAGGUUACCUGAGGAAAUCAUCACUUCUAGUGGAUCUAGCAGACAACCUCCGCUUCCUCCUACACCUCCACCGUAUUCAACUACAUCCAUUACACAAUCAUCUUUAAAGUCUAGUUCCCAGCCAUCAGGGUUCAGUCAGACUGGUGCUGGAACUACACAGCUUCCAUUGACAUCUGCCAUACCUUUAAGUGAUACUCGAUCCAGUAACUUUUCUGCAUCUGGAGGCCUUAUGACUUCUUAUUCACCACCUCCACCACCUUUACCACCGUUGCUGGCCAAUAGGCCUGCAUCUGUGCCUGGAAAUUUUUUUAGCAGUAUGCCAACUCAGCAACAGGGCCAAAACUUGUCUAGUCUCCCACAUAACGUAACCAGUCAGCCUUCUAUUCUGUUGGCUCAACCUCGUGUACAGUUACAACCACUGCAACCUCCACAACCAAGCCGUCCACUCCAUCCUCCUCAGCACAUUAGGCCACCUCAAGUUUCACAACAGCAAUCAGACCAUGGGGUGUCUCUGCUACAGAGCCCUAUUCAAGUGCAAUUGCAGCCACUACAGAUGCCUCAGCCCCAUAUUUCUACAGUUCCUGUUUACUAUCAACCCCAACUUCCAGAACACCUUUCACAACCUCAGCAACAAGAAGUUGAACAUGUACAACCUCAAAACUUGUACCAGCAAGGUGAUAAUUCAUCCCAACAACAUCAUGAUUCAGGGAUGUCACUGCAGCAAUUCUUUAGUUCUCCUGAAGCGAUUCAGUCUUUGUUGAGUGACCGAGAGAAACUUUGUCAGCUUUUAGAGCAACACCCAAAAUUAAUGGAGAUGCUUCAGGAUCGGCUAGGCCAACAAUAGCAACGUGAUCAGAGGAUGUUUCCCCUUGUGUAAAAUGUGCUCGCAGCCAGUUUUUCUGCUUGUUACUGUGGAAGUAAGGUCAAGUCAGUCCCUUGGAGAUUCAUCCACCCAGGAAUGGCGACCAAUGUUUCCUUCUGGUCAUGCAUGUAUUGUGUUCCUAAUUUUUGUACCCAUGUACAUUAUGUUUCAAUAGAUGGAUAGAUGGAUGUUUGCCAUUCUUUUUAAAUUCUGUAUGAGAAUUUAUUUACUUGUUUAUUCAUUAUUUAUUUAUUUGGAAAGGUCAUUGGCUCUGCCAGUUUGUUGGUCACCUAUUAUUGCCACAUGGAAUGAUGAUCUAA